This is a messenger RNA of Triticum urartu, 1138 nucleotides long. RefSeq lists its product as uncharacterized. NCBI's taxonomy places the organism in Eukaryota, Viridiplantae, Streptophyta, Magnoliopsida, Poales, Poaceae. The record is from RefSeq and is a predicted model, not a curated record. Gene Ontology annotation, molecular function: protein binding.
UUCCCCUCUCUGCUUUUCUUUCCCAUUUUUUUCCCUGGCUACAAACUCGUUCCAUUCCCACCCUGAAGAGAUCCAUUUGAUUGAGACAGACAUUCUGAGCUCGAUCUGUCGGGGAAAUGAGGAUCAUGGUGCGGACGCUGCGCGGGGACCGGGUGGCGCUGGACGUGGACGGCGCGACCACGACCGUGGCGCAGGCCAAGGGCAUGGUCAUGGCCCGGGAGCGCGUCCCGGUGGCCAUGCAGCGCCUCUUCUUCGCCGGCUGCCACCUCGACGACGACGAACGGACGCUCGCCAACUACGGCGUGCAGCACGACUCCGUCCUCUUCCUCGGCCUCCGCCUCCGCGCCGCCUCCACCACCCCAUGCCAGGACGAGAUGCAUAGGUUGCAGGUGCCGGCCGGUUUGACGGCCGCGAAGCAUGAGGUGCACCAGGAGAUGCAUGUGCAUGCCCAUGGCCACGCGGGCGCGAACGGCGCCGGUGGCGAGGAGCCGGAGAAGGCCAAGGCCAGGAAGCCGGCGUCGCGGCGCGCGCUCCGGAAGAUCCUCUCGAGGCUGCACGUGGACGCCUGGACGAGGCAGCACGACGCCAAGCUGCUGGACCUGCUACAGCGCCACGCGGCGGGACGAGGCGGCGGCGUGGGCGACCUGACCGGCGAGGACUGGUCGGCCAUCCGCGCCGAGCUGAACGCGGCGACGGGGUCCGGGUUCCCCGUGGAGGAGCUGCAGCGGCGGGGGGGCGAGUUCCGGCGCGAGCUCGAGACCGUGGGCCGGACCAAGAGCCACCCGCGGCUCGGCUACGACCCGCGCCGCCGGGUCGUCGUCGCCGAGGAGGCCGACUGGAAAUGGUACACGCUGGAGAAUCCCGAUGCGGCGGCGUAUGCGGGGAGGAGCCCGCGGCUGGCUCUCCUCCGAGCGGUUUUCGCCGGAGACGGGCGUGCCGGCGCCGGCGCGAAAAGCCGGGAGUCGCGGCCGAGGAGGUGCCUGAACAAGUUGCUGCGGAGUUUUGGGCUUCGAUGUAAGCUGUAGUCUGACAGACCCACCGAUCAGUCGAUCACAGUUCACACUCUGUACAGUUGGAUGAAUUGGUUGCGGAUUCGAACAAUUUGUUUCCGUUGGACAUAUUUUACCCCAGAUGAAAA